Molecule: messenger RNA, 1031 nt
Organism: Salmo salar (Atlantic salmon)
Lineage: Eukaryota; Metazoa; Chordata; Actinopteri; Salmoniformes; Salmonidae
Source: RefSeq, a predicted model, not a curated record
UUUAGCCUUCGCGGGUUUCCGUAGGAAUGCGUAUCACGUGAGUUCGAGAAAAGUCAGGAAGCAGACAAUCACAAAAAUUUCUUGCAAAAUAUCAAAUGUGCUAACUGCAGUUAACUCGAUUUAGGCUUUUGUUAUCAUGGAGUCGACCCUCGAGCAACAUCUUGAUGAUACCAUGAAGAAUCCAGCCAUUAUCGGAGUUCUCUGCACGGACCAACAGGGACAUAUUCUAGGCUGUCGUGGCUCUCUGUCUGAUGAGCAUGGUGGGGUGGUGUCUGUACUGGCCAGACAGGCAGCCUCUCUCACCAAAGACCCUACAGACAGCCCCACAGUGUGUCUGGAGUCAGAUUCAGGGCCAUAUUGUUUGUUUUUCCCACAGGAAUAUUCUAGUGAGGGCACAUGGAACCAUCACAGUAGCUGUUCAUAAGAUGUCGUCAUGAAGUCGCCUGAUGAAGAUGGAGGAGUCUGUUUUUGUUUGUAAUGCUGUUUGUUCACUAAUGCUAAAUAAUCCCACACAAUACUGCCCUACCAAGCAAAAAGGCAGUAAUGCUUGGAACUGAGAAAAAUGGCUUUUAUUUACCUUGGUUUAGCAGUUACUGCUAACAUGACCCCCAUUUUCUCCAAAACGCAAUUCAAUGGAGGCAGGAUACUUGUCUGCAUGAUUAAGCAUGUAUUUAAUGUAGCAAAAAUGACUUUAAUUCAUUUUGGCCAAAUGAGCAGUUACUGCCGUUUUGCUUGGUAGGGCAGAAUACAUGGUCUGUAUCUAGGAGGUCACAUUCAGGUGUUAGAAGAUUCCAUUUCUUCUUCAACUGUCUGUUUGGCCAAGAGUCAUAUUUUAUCUGUCUGUUUGGCCAAGAGUCAUAUUUAAAAGUCAUGUUUUGUGUAAGUUAAUAGGUCUGAUCAGUUUUUGUUGCAAAUAUUUGUUGACCUGGCAAUUCCUUUUUGGGACAUUUUUAAUCGGCAAUCAUGUCUGAUUUCAAAUUCCUGUAGAGAUAUUGUAAUUGUAUUCAUAUUAAAAGCAAUGUAACAUCCAA